AUGCAGCAAAUAAUAAUCAAUGAAAAAUUUUGCGUUGAUGAGAAAUUGUUUUUGGUGGUUGGAUGGAUGGAAUGGAUCGUUUGCAAUAACAAUUGGGUUUUCUUUGUUUCUGCAAAUAUAAUAGGUAUUGAGUUAACUACCUUCAAUACAAUUCCAACUAUGGUCGACAAGUCGAAUGAUGCGAAACAGCAGCUAUCCAAUCUUACCGAUAACAACAAUAGUAACAAUAACAACAACAACAAUGAUCAAGUCGAAUUUAUAUUCUCAUUCAUGAGAGAUGGCAUUGUUUCAUUUACAUUUCUAUUGACUCUAUUCAUAUUAUCACAUUUUAUCGUUAGAAAAUAUAUUAGAAAGAAAGAUGUUGAUAAAAUAUUAUAUUUACCAAGAAUAUUAUGUACAUUUUGUUUAUCAGUAUCACUGGCGGCGAUGCUUCUAAUACCAAUCACAAUCAUCAGUAACGAAAUCAUCACAACAUUUCCAUCAAACUAUUAUAUCCAAUGGUUACAUCGUGAUCUAAUUUUCUCAUUUUGGAAUAAAAUAUUUUGGGGAUCAAACAUAUCAUUAUUUAUUAUAUUACCAUUUGCAUACUUUUAUUACGAAGCCGAAGGUUUAAAGGAGAGAUCAUUCAUUUCAAGGAUUAAGGCCGCUCUAUUAGUUUUUUUAUUAGUUUCACUUAUAUUUAUUGGUAUGUUUGUUGAUAGAGACAAUAUUCAAUUAUUAUAUGAAUUGAAUGGUAAAGUUAAGAGUAAAGAUUAUCUACCUUUUUCAUAUUCUUUAAUAUCCACAAUGGGUACAUUAUUAGUCUUAUUUUGUAUACCAAAAGGAUUUAAUACAUUGACAUCGAAUGGAAUCAACUUUGGAAUUCAACAAUCAAAAGAUGAAAUUGAAGCCGUUCAAUUAGAAGUUUCGACAUUAAGAGAGAGUUUAGAAAAUGGUAAAUUAAAUGAAAAUGAAAGAAAAAGAACAGAAGUAAAGUUGUUAGAGUUAAAUCAAAUUAUAAAGAAAUUUGGUAUGGGAACAAAGCGACCGUUCCUAAGAAAACUACUAUCGUUCAUUAUCACAUUGAUCAAUUUCGCAUUCACUGGUUGGGUGGUAUUCAAUGUAUUCAUUCACUCUGUAAAGAAACUAUUUAACAAUACAUCGACUUGGACCACCGACUUUUUGGCUUACAGUUCUAAACUAGGUCCAUUCGAAUCUCUAUUGGAGACUGCUGUUGUUAUUAUACCGCCAAAAGUACAAGCUACAUCCAUGAGAAAACUAAUUAUGAAUACUGCGAUCAUUCUAUUAAUGAGUUCAUCAUUCCCUGUUGUAGUUAGAAUAUUAGAAAUAAGUAGAUUUGAUUUAAUGGGAUCAUAUACACAUACCAACUAUCUAAGAGAUCAGCUAUUUCAAUUUCUUUAUUGUACAACAUUCAUUGGACUGCUGGUUCAUUCAUAUCUACAGUUUUUACUACCGAAAUCAGAGUCACAGUCACCUCUAGCCUACAUACUAUCGAGUCUACCGUAUUAUAAGAACAAGCAGCAACAAAAACAACAACUACUACUACAACAGCAGCAAAGAGAUGCAAAUUUGACGACAAUAGCAUCUGCAGGAGCAUCUUCAUCAUCACUACCAGGCUCAUCAAACUCAACACCCACAUUGGAGGGAAGCAGUGGAAGCGAUAUCGAUUCACCACCAUACACCAGUCUCUAUGGUCAUUAUCAUCUAAACACCAGUUCCAACUCACUAGACACCACCACCAACAACAACAACAACAACAGUAACAACAAUAUUAGUAAUAAUUCCGAUACACUAUCAUUCACAACGACAUCAUCAUCAUCUGCAAACUCCUCACCCAUUCAAAUGGCACAAUCAUCACAUAUACUGUCACUCAUUCUCUCAAGCACUGCAUCACCAAACAAGAAAUCACCAACUCCCAAAAGAAAACUUGAUUAA
This is a messenger RNA of Heterostelium album PN500, 1935 nucleotides long. Its product is annotated as LMBR1 domain-containing protein. Bases 1 to 1935 code for a protein of 644 amino acids. Gene Ontology annotation, biological process: signal transduction. Gene Ontology annotation, molecular function: transmembrane signaling receptor activity. The transcript has 9 exons. The record is from RefSeq and is a predicted model, not a curated record. NCBI's taxonomy places the organism in Eukaryota, Evosea, Eumycetozoa, Acytosteliales, Acytosteliaceae.